UUUCUUGUUUCCUACUCCAUUCACAAUCGGCUUCUCUUCUCUCAAAAUCUCCCAAAUCUUUCCGGCAAAUUCCACCAUCUCCACCAAUGGCUGCCCCAAUGGUUCUCGAUCCAAAACUAACAUUAGAUUCUCUGGCAACACGAUCGGACCCCUCUACCAUAGAUCCGUCCUCCUCUACCACGGCGGAUAACGAGGAAGACCUCUACACUCGCCUCAAAUCCCUACAGCGGCAGCUCGAAUUCAUCGAAAUUCAAGAAGAAUAUGUCAAGGACGAGCUCAAAAACCUGCGCCGGGAGCACUUACGGGCACAAGAGGAGGUCAAGCGGAUCCAAUCGGUCCCGCUGGUUAUCGGGCAAUUCAUGGAGAUGAUUGAUCAGAAUAAUGGUAUCGUGGGCUCUACUACUGGGUCUAAUUAUUAUGUCAGAAUCCUUAGUACUAUCAACCGGGAGCUUCUUAAACCCUCCGCCUCCGUCGCGCUUCACCGCCACUCCAAUGCCCUAGUGGAUGUAUUGCCCCCAGAAGCCGACUCUAGUAUAUCGCUUCUCAGCCAGUCGGAGAAGCCUGACGUCACUUAUAAUGACAUUGGAGGGUGUGAUAUCCAGAAGCAGGAAAUCCGUGAAGCAGUUGAGUUACCUUUGACUCACCAUGAGCUGUACAAGCAGAUUGGUAUAGAUCCUCCCCGUGGUGUGUUGCUCUAUGGCCCUCCGGGAACUGGGAAAACAAUGCUUGCUAAGGCAGUUGCUCAUCACACGACUGCAGCCUUCAUUAGAGUUGUUGGCUCGGAAUUUGUUCAGAAGUACUUGGGUGAGGGGCCACGGAUGGUUCGUGAUGUAUUUCGUCUGGCCAAAGAAAAUGCUCCGGCCAUUAUAUUUAUUGAUGAGGUGGAUGCAAUUGCUACUGCAAGGUUUGAUGCCCAGACUGGAGCUGAUAGAGAAGUUCAGCGCAUACUUAUGGAAUUGCUUAAUCAGAUGGAUGGGUUUGAUCAGACAGUGAAUGUGAAGGUUAUAAUGGCAACUAAUCGUGCUGAUACUUUGGACCCUGCACUUCUUCGUCCUGGAAGGCUUGACCGGAAGAUUGAGUUUCCUUUGCCUGAUAGACGUCAAAAAAGGCUCGUCUUCCAGGUUUGCACUGCUAAAAUGAAUUUGAGUGAUGAGGUUGAUUUAGAGGAUUAUGUUUCACGACCAGAUAAAAUAAGUGCUGCUGAGAUUGCAGCUAUUUGCCAAGAAGCAGGAAUGCAUGCAGUUCGCAAGAACCGAUACGUUAUACUUCCCAAGGAUUUUGAGAAGGGGUAUAGAGCCAAUGUGAAGAAGCCCGACACUGACUUUGAAUUUUAUAAAUAAUUCCGCCUCCUGUUGAGAAUUGGCAAAAUGUCUCUUAGGGUUCUCAGAAUAUAUUCUGUUCAAUUGUUGUUUUCGUGUAGCUCUCCUGUAAGGCGAUCUAAAGUUGGGAUGAUGUUUUGUUCUUAACUUUCUAGAUGAUGAAGAUAAAAAUUGAAGCUUUUAACGAGUUCUUCUAAAUUUUAUUUUUUUCCCC
This is a messenger RNA of Coffea arabica (coffee), 1533 nucleotides long. RefSeq names its product 26S proteasome regulatory subunit 6B homolog. Gene Ontology annotation, molecular function: ATP binding; ATP hydrolysis activity. The record is from RefSeq and is a predicted model, not a curated record. NCBI's taxonomy places the organism in Eukaryota, Viridiplantae, Streptophyta, Magnoliopsida, Gentianales, Rubiaceae.